Drosophila novamexicana is the source of this 1147-nucleotide messenger RNA. RefSeq names its product 23 kDa integral membrane protein. The record is from RefSeq and is a predicted model, not a curated record. Gene Ontology annotation, cellular component: membrane. Lineage: Eukaryota; Metazoa; Arthropoda; Insecta; Diptera; Drosophilidae. Bases 78 to 1010 code for a protein of 310 amino acids. The transcript has 5 exons.
UAGCCAGCAAAAGUUAAACGGACACCCUCGGAACAGCUUUAAAACUAUUAAAAACAAAUAUAAAAGAAACAAGCAAAAUGGCGAAUCGGGAGCUGGAAUUAAAUUCCGGAAUGCGCUGCGCCAAAUAUAUGCUCAUCAUAGUGAGCUUUAUGUUCGCGCUGACUGCUAUACUGCUGAUCAUGGUAGGUUCCACCAUUCAGGCGAUUUUCGGUGACUUUAGUCUCUUUAUUGAUGGACACUUCUCGUCACCGCCCGCGCUCUUGAUUGCCAUUGGAUUCAUACUGAUUGCCGUUGCCACACUGGGCGCCUAUGGAGCGGUCAAGGAGAGCGUUAUGGUGAUUAAUCUGUAUGGUGUAUGCCUGUUCCUGGUCUUCAUACUGGAGGUGUCGGCGGCCAUUGCCGCCUUUGUGAUGCAAUCACAGGUGCGCGAAAUGCUGAUGCGCACCAUGAACGAGGCCGUGGUCAACUACGAAACGGAUAGCAAUGUUGCCGCCGGAGUGGACUUUAUGCAAUCCGGUUUGGGCUGCUGCGGAGUUAUUAGUCCCGAUGACUGGAAGGACAACUAUUCACCCAACAACAACAUGACCCAUCUCGAUUCGGAUGAUGUGGUGGUGCCAAUCUCGUGCUGUGGCAGCCUGGCCGAGGAUCCCAACGAUAACAACGAGGUGAACUGCCUGCAGCCCUACGAAUACGGCUGCUUCAACAAGAUGAGCUUCAUAUUGUCACAGAGCGCCAUGCUGAUAGCCACCGGAGCCACCACAGUGGCCUUUGUGCAGCUGCUGGGUGUACUCUGUGCCUUCAUGCUGGCCAAGACGCUGCGUCGCAACAAGUCCAUACGCGAGGCACGCCGCUGGCAGCUACAACAGAGCCUCAGCGUGCUCAUCUCUGGCGGCAAGGUCGGUCUGCCGGCCAAUUCAGCGAUGUGCGGCUACCAGCAGCUCGAGAAUAGCAACGUGCUGGGCACACAGGAACCCUAUACCUACACACCCCAGAGUCCCAGCGUCAACUAGAGGCACAAUAGCGACAACAAUAACAACAACAUGAAUGAUAUAAUGUAAAAUAUAUAAUUUGUUAAAUAACUGAAGCCAAAGCGAAAGUCAAAUAAAACAAAUCAGUUCCAGACUUUGUUCUAGGACUGCUGGCGCAA